AUCGCUCCCGCGUCUUAGUUUGUCGUUUGAGUUUGGAUUCCUUUGUUUGCUCGAGUCUGUUCAAGAGUUCAGUUCUUUCGCUAUUCGACUUGGUGAUCUUCGGUUCGCUGCUGUCGAGUAACCUCAAAUUCGCCUUUGGAGAUUUCGAAUCCCGUACAUGUAUCACAGCACCGGCCAACGACACCAUGGUUUUCAACUUGUACACCACCACCAGCUCGCCGGCUUCGGCCGAUAGUGGCCCAAUCAAACCCAUCUACCUCCUCCCGAGUUUCAGCUUGCCCUUUCGUCGACGCAGGCCAUCCACCACACUCACUCAGAUAUACGAUCACCACCUGGAUGACACCGAGUCCGAUGGCCUCCCAUCGCUUUCCAGUUCUCCCGAUUCAUUCACCACCGCCUUUUCAUCCGAUUACACCCCGAUUCAGCCAACAUCUACCCGUCUCUCCCCCACCCAACCCGACAUCCUUCGCUGCGCCCACUGCGCGUCCGACAUAGCCUUCACUUCUCAAAUCAUCAGCAAAGGCUUCCACGGUCGCCACGGCCGGGCGUAUCUCGUCUCACCCACACCUUCCCAGGCCCCAGGCCCCCAUCCGUCUCCUGGCUUCUUUUCUUCAUUCACCCAUCACCCGUCAUCUGCUGUUAUCAGGACGACAGAACUGCCCAACAUCUUUACAGAAGCCCCCGAAAUCCGCCGCCUGGUAACGGGCCAGCACACCGUCGCUGACAUCACCUGCGCCGUGUGCGGGACCAAGCUGGGGUGGAAGUACGUGGAUGCAAAGGAGAGUUCACAAAAGUAUAAAGUCGGGAAAUUCAUCUUGGAGUGCGCGAGGGUCGUGACGUUUCGGAGUUGGGAGGAUUCGCCCAAGGACAAACAGGAGGGUGUCGUCGGUGAAGAACAGGAACCCGUGUCGCCAACUGCGGUGGUCUUUGACUCGGACGACGACUCUGAAUGCGAUGACAUCUUUGCUGGAGUCUGGGAUGCCGAGACCGUGGCUAAGCGGCGCAAGGGGAAG
Messenger RNA from Neurospora tetrasperma FGSC 2508, 1013 nucleotides. RefSeq lists its product as uncharacterized. The record is from RefSeq and is a predicted model, not a curated record. The annotation marks the transcript as partial. The transcript is spliced from 2 exons. Lineage: Eukaryota; Fungi; Ascomycota; Sordariomycetes; Sordariales; Sordariaceae.